Molecule: messenger RNA, 1266 nt
Organism: Scomber japonicus (chub mackerel)
Lineage: Eukaryota; Metazoa; Chordata; Actinopteri; Scombriformes; Scombridae
Gene: noazfp
Product: zinc finger protein 330
Exons: 10
Coding region: 130-1083 (317 amino acids)
Cellular component (GO): nucleus
Molecular function (GO): zinc ion binding
Source: RefSeq, a predicted model, not a curated record
UUUACUGUAUGUUUCAACUCGAACUGAUUUACAGGACGGACCUCGAAGCAAUAACGGUGGUGAUCAUUUCGGUGGCCUGAAAAAAAUCCGACCGGCAGCUUGUGAUAACAUCAACCUGUUGAACCAGAAAUGCCCAAAAAGAAAACAGGAGCCCGGAAAAAGGCCGAGAGCCGUAAGGAGCGAGAGAAACAGAGCCGGGCCAACAGGGAACAUGUUGAGGUGGCCAAACACCCCUGCAACAUCAACAUGGAAUGCGACAAAUGUCAGAGAAAACAGAAGAACAGAGCGUUCUGCUACUUCUGCAACUCGGUGCAGAAGCUGCCUGUCUGCGCUCAGUGUGGUAAAACCAAGUGCAUGAAGUCAUCAGAUUGUGUCAUCAAACAUCCUGGGAUCCACAGCACUGGGAUGGCCAUGGUGGGUGCGGUGUGUGACUUCUGUGAAGCUUGGGUGUGCCACGGCAGGAAAUGUUUGAGCACCCAUGCCUGUGCAUGUCCUCUGACUGAUGCAGACUGCAUCGAGUGUGAGCGUAGUGUCUGGGAUCAUGGAGGGCGUAUUUUCCGCUGUUCCUUCUGUCAAAACUUCUUGUGUGAAGAUGAUCAGUUUGAACACCAGGCAAGCUGCCAAGUCCUUCAGGCAGAAACCUACAAAUGUGUUUCCUGUAAUAGACUGGGACAGCACUCCUGCCUGCGCUGUAAGGCCUGUUACUGUGACGACCAUGCCAAGAGUAAGGUCUUCAAACAGGAGAAAGGCAAAGCGCCACCAUGCCCCAAGUGUGGCCAUGAGACCCAGGAGACCAAAGACCUCAGCAUGUCCACUCGCACAUUGAAGUUUGGCCGCCAGGCUGGUGCCGAUGACGAUUAUGAUGACGAUGGAGCAUCAGGGUACGAUUCCUACUGGAAGAAUCUAGCGUCUGGGGGGGGCAGAGACCAAGAUGACUACGGUGAGGAUGACGACUAUGAGGAAGAUGAGGAUGACGAGGAUUCUGAUGAUGAUGAGGAGGAAGAGGAAGAGGAGGAAGAGGGUGAAGAGGAAACAGCUGCUGAUUCCCUGGCCGGUCUCAAAUUGGACGGGACUGCUACCUGAGAUGGGACAAAGACUAGGGGUCCUGACUGGGGACCUGCAUCUAAUCUGAGGACCCCUCCUGGAGUUUGUCUCAAUCCCCAUAGUUCUUUCAAAACCUGUUUACCUAUGAAAAUAUUUUAUUAAUGCCAAUGUUAAAUAUUCAAAUGUUACAUUUCAUUGCCUAAAUAAAUUGAGGUAACAAGA